Molecule: messenger RNA, 624 nt
Organism: Puccinia graminis f. sp. tritici CRL 75-36-700-3
Lineage: Eukaryota; Fungi; Basidiomycota; Pucciniomycetes; Pucciniales; Pucciniaceae
Exons: 1
Coding region: 1-624 (207 amino acids)
Source: RefSeq, a predicted model, not a curated record
AUGCCUGCGAGUCCGACUCGACUCCGAGUCACUCCGGAGUCCAAACUCGACUGCGAAUCGCGAUUCGCCUUCCGAACUCGACAGCGUGAGCGCUUGCUUGGAUUCCAAUUUGAUCAAGUCAAGCGUGCCGUCGGAGGAGUCGACCAUUCACUCUCAUUUUCCUUCCACAACAACUCCUCCACUUUCCUUACCACCAAUACCAUCAGCCUCCCCUUCGGGACUGUGCUCAGGAACAACGGCUUGGACCCCUUACCGCACUGCCAUCCUCUGCCACUCAAGCCCAGCCAGUCCAGUCCUUCAAGCCUCGACUACCCCUCCUCCUUGCCCCCUCGACUCCAGCAGGCCGAGCACUUCCUUCAGCCCGGACAACACCUCGCUUCAUCCGCAUCGAACCCGGAUUUCUUCGAUGAGCAGCAGUACGACCGUUCGCCGGCGCCCGACCAAAACUUCUCCAUCCCUCCUCCGAAUGAAGCCCAUCGCAGAACAGAUGAAGACUCCUCACACCCUCUGUCCCGUCAUCACAGAGAGAUUGACGACACCCUCCAUCCGCCAAAGUCGCCAUCGAUUGUGCCCGACGAUGCACCAACGUUGAUUUUGACCCGAUGCGUCCGAUACGGCCGAUAA